Rotaria socialis is the source of this 765-nucleotide messenger RNA. NCBI's taxonomy places the organism in Eukaryota, Metazoa, Rotifera, Eurotatoria, Philodinida, Philodinidae. The record is from the annotation of a GenBank genome assembly.
AUGGCAUCGAAAACGGCCUUUACAAGUUCAAUGUCAUCAUCAGAUGUACGUCGACAUCAUCACCAUCAUCAAUCCCAAAUAUCUAACAUAUCACAUUCACUUAGUCAAAGUUUUUCUCUCGGCGACGCCUCAAAUCUUACUGAAUCUUUUAUUCUAUCAACAGUGCCAACUAAUCCAUUGAUAACGAUCGUGUAUACAAAUUCAUCAUUAUUACAAGUCGAUAUGGAAUCAUCAAGACGUAAUUCAACAGUUAGCUCUGUUGGUGGCAUACGAACAGCAGACGCAAGAAAGCAAAUUAUCUCAGGACCUUGUACAUUCAUUCGGAUCGUACAUAGUGAAAAUCAACAAUUACUUCUCAAUAGUUUUGCAUCUUGUCGUCGUCUGCUUGAUCAUAUGAAAGUCGUUGUUGGCAUGAGCCAAGAUGAAACACUCGAUCUCAUGGAUAAUGAAGGAAAGUUAAAAGAACUCAGUAUGCAUUUUGAUGAUUAUGCUACACAAUUUCUUACUGCAAGAAGUACUUAUUACGUGCUAAAAAUUGAAGUCGAUAUUGCAAGUGGAGAAAAGCGUUAUAUGCCUAGCUUUAAUCUCGAUCAAAUUGAUCAAAAAUUGGGAACAAUAUUAACAAAUUCAUUAAAUACUUUGAAUAAAUCUGUUAAAAAUCCAAAACGUAUUGCUGGACCAUCACGACAGAAUACAAGUGUUCCAGCAUCAUCUAAUACACCUCAAGCGAAAGCUAAACGAGCGUCAAAUCGUAAACAGAACUAG